CAGAUGGUCACCCGAACAAAGAAGAUUUUCGUGGGAGGACUGUCGGCGCCCAGCACGCUGGAAGACGUCAAGAAUUACUUUGAGCAGUUCGGCAGGAUAGAGGAUGCCAUGCUGAUGUUCGACAAACAGACCAACAGACAUCGAGGAUUUGGAUUUGUCACAUUCGAGAAUGAGGAUGUUGUCGACAAAGUGUGCGAGAUUCAUUUCCACGAGAUCAAUAAUAAGAUGGUCGAGUGUAAGAAGGCGCAGCCCAAGGAGGUGAUGCUGCCGCAGACGCUGGCGCGCGGCCGAGCGGCGGCUCGCGGCGGCUACGGUGAGUUGGUGCUCGUCUCGCCGGGACUCCCCUCGCUCGCCGCGUACCGCUACAGCCCCUACUCCGUGCCCAGCUCCGUGGCCGCCUGCGUGGCCAGCGCGCCGCCCACGGCGCUGCCCAGCGCGCCCCUGCUCGGCGCACACUCGCUGGGUCAGGUCGGCCUGGCCGGCGCGCCCCUGCACGGCUUCGACCUGGCCAGCUGCAAGAAACUGUUCGCCGGCGGCCUGUCGGCGGCGGCGGCGCCGGGUGCGAUGACGCAGCACGCGCUGCCCACCCUGGCCGGUCUCGGCGGGCUGGAGCAGUACUACCAGAUCCCGGUGGGCCUGUAGACUGGCCCCCCGGCCCGGGGACGUGCCCCGGUGGCUCCGAGCCGUGCGCCCGAGAGCGUGCCGUGUAUGAUACUCGCUGCGACCGCCGCGCGGCGCAGUCCGAACGCCCAGCAAUAACGGCAGUAAUAAUGAACAAAGACGUGCAUGUUUUCGUGCUGUUGUAUAUCUGUGUUAUACGACACUAGCUUGAAUCUCGUUAUUUGAAGUGUUUCACCCUUACCUGUGAGGCUAUUUUGCGCUGCGCCCCGGAGGGUGUCACUGGAAUGCAGGGCCGGACGAAUUGACGUUCGUAGGAGAGCCUUUCUCUCUGUGAAUAGAGUCUCUCUAUCUCUCUCUCUGUCGGUUUACGCUGUUGGCCACUAUCACCAUGCAGCAAACGCUUUUAAAAAUUAUUUGUUUCAUUCAUAAUGUUGCUCCCCUAAAGUUAUGUCGGUUGUAAUUUGGAAAACGGCAAGAUUCUGGUGGAUUUAGUUAUAAUUAGUUUAUAUAGUCGAAACUAAAAUGCCAUUGGACACUAAAAUGUCCCAUGAAUUUUGUACACGAAAAUAGUUUAGCCAUCUUAGCUCACUAGCCCGGUGAAAAUUAGCCACGGGUUAGUCAUAUAGCUUAGCGCCAAAGGGUGCCUCAUGAUUCCAAUUUUAUACACAAUUAUUUUGGUAAAAGUAGCAAGCGAUAUUGCUGACACUAACUCACUCUCGGUGCCCAUGUCUAUCUGUCUUUUCACAAUCGCCUUGAGCUCCGCCUACGCCCAGCUUUGUGCCGGUGUCACAGGCAUCCGCGCACUGCCGGCUGACGGAUGGACUUUGGCGAGGUCUAGCGAGCUUUAACGACAUCUAGCUGAAUUUCGGAGUCGGCUGCCGGCCACCAGUGUCUUCCAAAUUAGUAUUGAGAAGCAAUAGUACAAACCGCUGAGUUUUCUAUCCUGUGGUUUGUGGGUUAGACCAUCAACCCGUGCGUCAUAUGGGAAUGAGCCGACGGCCAGUCCAGCGGCCUCGGUGGCGCGUCUCUCACACCAGCCGAGAGUCGGACAGUCACACCUGUACCCUUCUCGAGUCUAAGUGGGCUGCUGUUUGCAGGGGUAAUUCCAUUUAAAUGCUCAAGAGGGUUAGUUUCUUUUUGUGAGGUCCGACCACAAUCCGUUUUAGUGAGUUCCCAGCAAUUCUCUAUAAUUUCUCAAACCUAACUAGUAAGCCGCUGCUGUUGGGCUGGCUGAAAUCCUUUCAUUGCGUACGAGUACUUAAGUUGUUGAUUUAGUACGUACAUUGCCUGUAUUUGUACUUAAGUGCAGCAGUAAAGACGCCGAGUUACCGUAUAUAUUUUAGAGGGGACACAGUGUGGUGGCCCCAGAGACUGAGCGCGAGUGACUGAAGGACCGAGCGCGUGACUGAGUCAGGAGGGACGGAGCGCGCGCGAUACUGAUGUUGUCCGCGUUCGUCGCAUCGUCGCUGUGUUCUCGUUAGCGGUUGACCGCGGGGGGCUGAGUGAGGGACGGGAGGGUGUGUGGGUGUGCCUGUGUUACCUGCCGUUGUAUGUAUGUCUGUGUGCGGCGGGGAGACUGGGCCCGACAUUGAGCACCGGCCGGAGGCGCCGGUUUCGUCUGAGCUCUCAGUUUCUCUCUUUCUCUAUCUCAUCUAUCUCUCCUCUGUGAGUGUGUCUGUGUGUGCGACCUCACGGCCUCGUCUUCUGUCUGUUCUGUGGGGCUCGCGGUAGCAUAACGUCUCGUUGGGUCGCCCUCCCGGUGACCACAGCUCGGAGAGAGGUGCCGGCGGACGCGCUCGCCCCGCCGGGGCCCCCAGUCUCCCCGCCGCCCCGCCCGCCAUCGGGCCGCCCCCACCCGGGUCAACUUUUGCUUUGUGCCAAGGCCCCCUUUUCGUCUGAAUCAGUGUCAUUAGCUUUGUAUUUAACCUCUUUCACUCAAUAAAUGCGUCGAACGAU
This is a messenger RNA of Amphibalanus amphitrite, 2577 nucleotides long. Its product is annotated as RNA-binding protein Musashi homolog Rbp6-like. The coding region runs from base 4 to 642 and encodes 212 amino acids. The record is from RefSeq and is a predicted model, not a curated record. Gene Ontology annotation, cellular component: cytoplasm. NCBI's taxonomy places the organism in Eukaryota, Metazoa, Arthropoda, Thecostraca, Balanomorpha, Balanidae. The transcript has 4 exons. Gene Ontology annotation, molecular function: RNA binding.